This is a messenger RNA of Closterium sp. NIES-67, 1434 nucleotides long. Lineage: Eukaryota; Viridiplantae; Streptophyta; Zygnematophyceae; Desmidiales; Closteriaceae. The record is from the annotation of a GenBank genome assembly.
UCGAACAGCGUAGCUGGCUAGCCGUGCUUGAUUCCCGCCAUGGACAUUUUAUCUCGACAGUACGGCAGCGGACGAGGAUGGGAGGGGAGGAUUCUCCGCGAGAGAAAUCCGCGUUAACAGCUUCUCCGCCUCGGGAAAAGCAUGCCUUUGGUACCCGUGCUGAUGCAACCCUAGCCGGCUCUGCUGGGGCUACUUCUGGUAACCCGGCUUCAAGGAAUCCUCAGGAAGAUGACGAUAACGAUAGCGAUGACGACAAUAUGGCCUACAGGAUCCUCGCUCCCCCAAGCUCCGCCGCUCCUCCAGUCAGCGACGCUUUACUCGCUACAAUCCCACGCGAUAUAAUGACAGCGCCGAUCGACCCGUCUAAGCGGAAUCUUCAGUUCAAUCCGACUACGAUCAGCUGUGGACUCCUGUAGUGGGUCCCGCGCAUCCUCAUAACGCGGAUGGCCGCGCGUUAGGGUUACGAAACCACCGGCUGGGAUCCGUCCAAGACGCAGCGGUGGACUCUUUUGUCUUCGACGAACAGUACCACACGUUCCAGGCGUACGGCUACAGUGUUGACCCUGCAAGUGUAAACGGGGGCGAGGUCGUGGGUGAUAAAAAAGCAGUUGACAAUAAGGGGGGUGCUACAGUGUUUAAUGUGUCGAAACAGGAGCGGGAAAAGCGGGCUCUGGAGGUGAAAGAGGAGGAGAGGAGGAAGAAGGAGGUCGAGAAGGAGAGGAAGGAGGAGGAGAGGAAGCGAAAGGAAGAGAAGAAGAGGAGGAAGGAGGAGGAGAAAGCGAAGAAGGCUGGGAAGAAGAAGAAGCGGAAGGGGGGAGGUGGUGGGGAGGCGCAGGAGGGAGAGGAAGGGGGAGGUGGAGAGGGGGAGAUGAAUAAACGAGGACGGAAAGGGAAGGCAGUGGAGCAAGAGGAGGAGGAGUGUGAGGGAGGUGCAAAGAAGAGCAGUGAGGAGGAGAGAGAAGGGGCGGAAGAGGAAGCGGAAGAGGAGGAGAGCGAGGAAGAGGAGGAGGAGGAGGAAGAGGAGGAGGAGAGUGAGGAGAGUGAAGAGGAGGAAGAAGAAGAAGAAGAAGAGGAGGCAGUGGAGGAGGAAAUAGCCAACCCUGCGUCGGACUCAUGGCUUCGAAAAAGCUCCAAAUCACCCUGGGCAGGCAAAAAAGAGGAACCCAAGGCCGAGCUGACCGAGGAACAAAAGAAAUACGCGGAGGAGCAUGCCCUAAAAAAAGCCAAGAAGGAGAGGGGGGAUAAGGAGGAGGUGGAGGAGAAGAGUACGUUCCAUGGGAAGCAAGAGAAGGACUAUCAGGGCCGGUCUUGGAUUGCGCCUCCUAAGGACGUCCUUAAUCCCGUGCCGCCGACCCAUUGCUACAUCCCCAAGCGGUGGAUUCACACGUGGAGUGGGCACACUAAGGGCGUCAGCGCCAUCCGGUUCUUCCCCAA